CCGUUUCACACGGUGCUUUGAAUUUCAGAUUUGGUUAGGACGACUUGAACGACUUAGAAGUAGUCUGUGUAGCAAUGUGGUUAUUCCAUUAGGGUGCACGAAGUCCGUAGUUAACCUCGAAAUUCUGAAUUAGGCAGCUUUCUCUGGCAUCGAAAAAUUAUAGCAUGAUUGAACAGGAAGAGCUUAUGAAAAGUAAGAAAUCACUGUUGAAGAAAUACGAAAUUCCAAUCGACCACAUUUCAUUCGAAUACGUAGAAAAAUGCAACGAUCGGAAGGAACUGGAAAAAAUCGUGAAAAUACUGAGAUCAGGUGAAGAAGGGCAUUUUCCACUGCUUACUCAAUGCGCCGAAACUCGGCUCAGGCAAGUAGCUCCAGAGAGUCAUGUUUUGCGAACUGAGGAGCCCACACUAACGAAAUCAACGCUGGAACCUGACCAUUGGGACAGGGUUUCUAAUGAGAUAGAGGAAUGGACUGGUGAAAUGAGGACACGUGAGGAGGAACUGAAGAAAAGCAGCAGUAUCUAUAAGUCUUCAGAUGAUCUUCCAGCUGUUCGCAACGUAAAAAUGAGCAAGAUGCUGGGCUCUCAUAAUGACAAGCAGGAGGCUGGGCCAUCACGGAUGAAGAGUGCAGUACCUCGAAAUUACGCUGAUUGGGAUAAGUUUGAUGUAGACAAGGAGCUCCUCAAGAUGGAGUUGGAGGAUGAGCGGAGGAAAGAACAGGCCAUGAAGAAGAAAAGGCAACAAGAGAAAGAGAAGAAAAAGAACAAAAGAGAUGAGGAUGAUACAUUUUCAAAUAUAGCUGACAACCUCUCGGCCACAGAGAAGGAGUUCAUGGCAGCACAGGAGAAGGAUCGAGGCAAUGAAUAUUACCGUUCUGGUGACUAUGACCUGGCAGUGAAGCACUACACUUGCAGCAUUUUGCUCUGCCCGACGCCAGCUGCUUAUAAUAAUAGGGCAAUAGCAUACCUAAAGCUUCACAAGUUUGGAGCAGCACUUACAGAUUGCAACCAGGUGUUGGAAGCAGACCCAUUGAAUGUAAAGGCUUUGCUUCGGCGGGGAACUGCACACCAGAACAGCAACAAUUAUGAACAGGCUUUUGAAGAUUUCUGCAAAGUUGUGGGGCUUGAACCAGAUAACAAAUUGGCAAAAUCCCUUUCUGAACAGAUGAAGAAAAAGUGUGGAUCUAAUCUGAAGAGUGUGAGAAUGACUAUUGAGGAUGAACCUACUGGCUUUGUGUUUCCUGCACCACGACACAAUGUGGCAGUAAAUGAAUGGGGCUUAGCAAAGACAAUGUGCAGAUGCAAUGGCAUUCCAGCCUGGUCAUGCAGGACUGCUCCUAAAUGUAGGAUCUGUAAAAGGAAGCGAGCUGACCGAAGAACAGAGAAAGAGGAGGAAAGGCAGAAGAUAAAACAAGCCACUGAAGAUACAUCUGAGAUGGGUGAGGAAAGAGGCAGUAUUGUUGUGAAGGUCACUCCUGCUGCUGAUGAUGGUAGAGAUGAACAAAGUAAUGAAAACAUAAGCAGUGAUCAGAUGCAAAUUGAUGAGAAAGGAAGUGGGGAUAUAUUGGCAACAGAGAAAUCUAUGGAGAAUGUUGUCCAGGAAAAUUCAGAACUGCCACUUCAUAAGGACUUGAUAAGUUCUGAACUUGAUUCAAGGAAAGGAAGUAGAGAACUGAGAGAACAGAGGGUAGAACUUGAAAAUAUGUUAGAAAUAAAAAAAUUGAAAGAUGCAGAAGGGAAAGCUUUUAUGAGUAGAGAUAAUAAUGUAGCGAUGGAGAAAAGAGAAGGAGGGAAUUUUGAGUCGGAUAAGAAAGAAGUAAAGCAAACAACUUCUGAAGUAAAACUGAAACUUCCUUUAAGCAGUGACAUCAGUACAGCCAUGGAAACAGACAAGAGAGGGGAUACAAGGGUAAACAAAAAAAAUAUAGGAAACGCGUCACUAGAAGCAAAUAAAUUGAAAAAUGAAAAACUUUCAGUGGGUAACAGUAACAGCAGUAAUGAAACAGUGCAGACAGAAGGAAAUGAAGAGAAGAAUACACCAUCAGAAGCAUCAGGAUUAAAGGAUACGAAGCAGAAAAUUUCACCAGGCAUUGGCAACACUGAACCACAGCAAACAAAAGUGAAGGUAGCUAACAAGUACAAAGUGAAUGAGAGAACAUCACGAGAGGUACCCAUAGAGUGUAGUACAAAACAGUCAGCGCAUGAGGAAGGCCAAAGUGUGAACAUAAUUACUUCUCCGUAUGAGUUUAUGAAGGUGUGGCAGGCUCUCAAGGGGAGCACAGAUGUCUCUGGACAUGCACAGGUGAUGCGAGCUGUCCAGCCUGUAGACCUCCAAACUGUUGUUGGAAAUAAGCUGGAUGGUCCUAUGCUGAGUACCAUUCUUCAUUGCCUAGAGAAACAUUUUGCACCUGAGUUGGCCCUGGAGUACCUGGAAAAACUUGUCUUGCUUCCCAGGUUCAACAUAGCAGGGUCUUUUCUUGAAUCCUCAGAAAAACAAGCUGUGCAUCUUUUAUUGAAGGAGCUACAAAAUCUUGGCCAUCACCCAUCUGUUACCGUGUGGGAAGCUUUCCCCUGCUGAUGUACAAUUACACACAUGAACACUUGGCUAAGGCCAUGUGGGAAGUAUUCAUUUGCUGGUCUUCGGUUAUUGCAAUCAGUUCUUCACCGGAAACUGAUCUCCUGUUGACUUAUAGUUACAAGUAAAUGAUUGUCUAAUUGUGGCUGUCUAAAAGGGACACACAUUUUGAUGUAAAGUUACAAUUGAGUGUUGUUCAUCUGACACAUUUUAUAAAGGAUUUUAUCUGCUGUUAUGUAUUACAAGAAAAUAUGACCUUUGCAAAAGUAUUCAUCUACCAUUAAUCAGCAGAUGAUACUGUGAUGACCUUGUGAUACACAGUUAACAAGGAAUCGUUUUCAUAGCAUGCUAUAGAAAUGAGCCAUGUAAAAGAAAGUACAAUGUUUUGUUGAAAGCAUUUGUGUCAGGUGACAUCAAAUCUUGCAAAAUUUUAAUUAAAAAAUAUGCUAUUAUGUGUUUUUCUUGAUGUUAGCAUAUGUUUAUGAUUAUUAAUAUUGAUGCACUACUAAUUAUGUUUGUGUUGCUGUUUAGUUUAAUUGUAAGGAAAUUUAUGCUUGAAAGAAUUUCUGUGUAGUGUUUCAUAUUCUGGAUUACAAUGCCAAAGGUUCA
Messenger RNA from Cryptotermes secundus, 3182 nucleotides. RefSeq lists its product as uncharacterized. NCBI's taxonomy places the organism in Eukaryota, Metazoa, Arthropoda, Insecta, Blattodea, Kalotermitidae. Bases 165 to 2576 code for a protein of 803 amino acids. Gene Ontology annotation, cellular component: cytosol; mitochondrion. The record is from RefSeq and is a predicted model, not a curated record. The transcript is spliced from 12 exons. Gene Ontology annotation, molecular function: heat shock protein binding.